This is a messenger RNA of Leptidea sinapis, 1986 nucleotides long. It is a transcript of the gene orb, whose product is annotated as cytoplasmic polyadenylation element-binding protein 1-B. Gene Ontology annotation, biological process: negative regulation of cytoplasmic translation. NCBI's taxonomy places the organism in Eukaryota, Metazoa, Arthropoda, Insecta, Lepidoptera, Pieridae. The coding region runs from base 112 to 1566 and encodes 484 amino acids. The record is from RefSeq and is a predicted model, not a curated record. Gene Ontology annotation, molecular function: translation factor activity, RNA binding; mRNA regulatory element binding translation repressor activity; ribosome binding. Gene Ontology annotation, cellular component: cytoplasm; synapse; nucleus. The transcript has 13 exons.
GUGCGCUAUUCUUGCGUUAGUCUUCGGGGUGUCUCCGAGACAUUAACAUCCUAGCAGGAAUCUCUGCUCGUCUGAACUCUAUAGAAAACUUUCAAAAGUUGAGGAGGCGGUAUGAUGCCGCUCAUGCAACAGGAUAACGGCCACAGUGGCGGCGGGUCUGAUGAUAAAAGUCGUGCAAUAACAGGAUUCUUGGCAUUCAGUUCCCUCCAGAUAUCUGAACCUGCUGCGGCACCAAAAACUUCCCGCAAUGAAGGCGAUGAAUGGCGCUGGGAGACACCGAAUAGUCCUGAGGCGGCGCAGUCGCCCAGGUCAUUGGUGCCACGGAAAUGCUUCCCACCGCGACAUUCCAACUCCUUCGGGAGUUUUAGUGAGAAGGCACGUCCUGGUAGUUGGGCUGAAGGACCAAGCUUCAAAUUUGUGGCGGACUUGGAGUUGAACCCUCGAACCCCGCCGCGCCGAUCUGCGUCGUUCAUGCCGGGUCGUAGCUGUGACUCUCUAAACACCGCGAUCGAUUUAUCGCCGGACCAAACUGCAGCUCAAUGUAAAGCGGAUUUAACACGACGCGCCUCUUUUUAUUCGGCGGGGACGCCCUCUGCUCCGAAUGCGGUGUGGCAAGGUAUUCUGCCCCCGCGCAGUGUGGAUGGCGCCGCAGGGUACUCCCCCAAGGUGUUCCUGGGCGGACUGCCCUGGGACAUCACGGAGCCUGCUUUACUACACGCGCUGAGGGCCUUCCACCCCAUCAGUGUGGAGUGGCCCGGCCGCGGUGCCUCCUGCCUGUCGUCGGGCCCGCGCGGGUUCGCGUACGUCACGUUGGACAACGAGCGCCGCGUGAGGGCGCUGCUGGCCGCCUCCCGCCGGGACUCCACUGACUUCUUCUACCGAAUAUCCUCCAGGAAUAUGAAGUCGAAAGAGGUGCAAGUGAUCCCCUGGUGCGUGUCGGACAGUAACUGGGUGUUCGGCGGCUCGGUCCGCCUGGAGCCGUCCCGCACGGUGUUCGUGGGCGCGCUGCACGGGAUGAUGUCGGCGCACUCGCUGGCUCUCAUCAUGAACGACCUGUUCAGUGGCGUCGUGUACGCAGGAAUAGACACUGACAAGAACAAAUACCCAAUCGGGUCAGGACGGGUCACAUUCAACAACCUGCACUCGUACGUGCGAGCCAUCGCUGCUGGCUACGUGGAGAUACAAACGGACAAGUUCACCAAGAAGGUUCAAGUGGAUCCGUACCUGGAAGACUCCAUGUGUUCGGUGUGCAACCUGCAGCAAGGACCCUACUUCUGUCGAGAGCCGGUGUGCUUCAGAUACUUCUGCCGCUCGUGCUGGUCGUGGCAGCACUCCUCAGACAACCACAAGCCUCUGAUGCGGAACUUCAAGCAGCACUCCCCCACGCCCUCCACUAGUGCGCCGCGCAGCUCCCCUCCCGGCGACCAGGGGAGCUCCCUCAAUGGGUGCAGCAGUAGCUUUACCUGCAUGCAGAACGGUUCCGCCGGUGACGGGUCGCCGAGCGCGGCCAGCGGCUCCAGCGAUCCUGCGCCCGAGGACUCGUCUGACUGGCAGUCGCUACGUUAGCUGUCCCGCGUGUCACGCAGAGUUCGCUGGAUCACAUGGCCUAACUGACACCUGUCAGUCACCCGCACUGUCACCUAGACACUAUUCUGUCACAUGCCACUGUCACCUGUCACGCGCUGCUCGGCGUGGCACUGCCUCGUUAAGGAGCCGCUAUUAAGUUGGGCGCUUCCUCAGCAUCCGCUUUUUAACGUAGGAUAGUUUGAUCAAUAGAGACGUACUGUACUUAAUCGAUCAAUUACAACUUGUUUCUCAGCACGUCACUAGUGUUAACAAAUUCUUUAAUAAUAAUUACCUACUAAUCGGGUAUAAUUUUGUUUUUGAUUAAUUUAAUUCAUUAUAUUUUUAUUUAAGAUUAAUAUUUUUGUUUUGAUUCACAAUAUUUUUAUUUUGAUGGAUGAUUUAUUAUAUUUUUAUUCCUGA